This is a messenger RNA of Acaulospora morrowiae, 519 nucleotides long. The record is from the annotation of a GenBank genome assembly. Lineage: Eukaryota; Fungi; Glomeromycota; Glomeromycetes; Diversisporales; Acaulosporaceae.
AUGAGUCGAUUUUCUAAGGAGGCAACAGAUCGAAACAACAACAAUCAUUCCAUUGUAAGACUUGGAUUUCCUUCUAUUUCAACAACUCAUGGUAAAAUUCCAAUCGAUGUUGCCGUGCGAAUCGCCUGCGAGGUUAUAAAAGAAUUUUUAAACAAUCACCACGACGAUCAAGAUUUUGAACUAAUUCUAGUCGAACAAGAUAAUAAUGUUGCAAAAGCUUUUGAAUUGCGAUGGGAGACGUGUAGGGAUAAUGGAGAAUCAAGGUUUCAGAUAAAAAAUGGAAACUUGAACAGAAUGAAAAGUGAUGUUGGAAUGGUGUGUAGAUACGUUGUUCACGAAACAACUUGGCGGUUAAAGCCUGAUACUACGACCUUAGGCAAACAGUUAUAUGAAGCGAUAGGCCCCAAGCUGUCUGACGAGAUAAAACGACAAUAUCCCAAUACUGGCGUUGUUGGCGAAUCCUAUCCUGUGCCCCUACCGUUGGACUUGCAUUACAGAGAAAGCGAAGGUGUCGAGCAG